Macrobrachium nipponense is the source of this 1395-nucleotide messenger RNA. RefSeq lists its product as uncharacterized. The record is from RefSeq and is a predicted model, not a curated record. Bases 16 to 1116 code for a protein of 366 amino acids. The transcript has 4 exons. Lineage: Eukaryota; Metazoa; Arthropoda; Malacostraca; Decapoda; Palaemonidae.
GGAAAUUUGGGAACUAUGUCACUCAAAAAAGCUGAUACUCUUAUCACAGGAGACCCCAACUAUUACUCAAUUUUAAAUGCAGAACCUGAAGAUUAUAAACCUUGCAACAAUAAUGGCGAUGUGCCAGUGUGCGACGUUCAACUUCCUGCCACUCCAAUCGAAUCAAAACAUGAUCCAAUUCUAUCCUCGGCGGUUCUCUCUUAUAAUUCUGAGACUCAGGCCACUAUCAAGCUUACGCCAAAAUCUAAAUCUAUAGAUAUCCUGGAAGCCAUUGUAAUGCUGGAGUCAACUCUGGAAAAUAUUCUCUGCACUAAAAAACAAAUCACAGGGCAUAAGUGUACCAUCGACUGGAAUCCAACGAGCUCUAAGGUUCUACCGUUGAUAAUCACUCAAAAAACCAGUGACCAAAAACCUUCAGGAACGGUAUCAUGGGCCACUAACAGUGUUGAAAUUCAAGAUCGUGAACUGGCAGUUACUCAACUCGGCGCUGACAUAAUCGAAGGACGAUGGCUGAUGCUGGAAGGUGAAUAUCCUGGUAACGAAGCUAUAAAAUCUAUUUACCGUUUACGGAAAACUGUAAUUGAUACGAAUCCACUGGAGUACGAGGACAUAGAGGUUGACUGCUCUCAUCUUGCCUUGGAGCCAAGGCUGUGUUUUGGCUAUUUCCCUCAUCUGGAAUCGGGUAAGACAUACACCCUCACCGUGGCGUACCAGGGAACUGGUUCAGCAGAUGAAAUGCAUCAAAUUGAGUCCUAUCCAGUGACAAUCACAGCCUCAAAACCUGAACUGGAAAUCCUAUCCCGCCACACGACCACACACCAAAACCAGCAGAGGGCCGAUGUCCAAAUCUGCUUCCAGCAUCUGACCCCGACAGAGGGACGGUCCUUCUCCCACUACGAAAUGCUGAUCAUCAAUGAGAAGGGUCAGUGGCUCAAGCACAGCCUCAUGCAGGAGGAGGAAGAAGGAGGAGACGCCAGUAGAGAGAGACUUUGCUUCGCGCCCUUCACCAUCAACACCACAGACUUCGCCUUGACGGAGGCAACGAGGGUCGUCGUCUCCCAGAGGGCAGUCGAUGGAAUCACCGUCUUGGCCAGCGGGGAGUCUGCGCUCUUCUAGAAAUACUUUCCAGAACACACCAUGGAACAGUGAUUUGGAAAUGAAAUAAUAUCAUAACAUUUUGGGGCAAAGAUAAGGAUUUCUUUUUGUCCAUGAUAUUAUUCUGAUAUAUGGAUAGUUUUCACGUUUGAUCAUUCAGAUAUGGCUCAAAUACAUUUACUACAUAAUCAACCUAUAGAUUUAUCAUUAACGAUAUUAAUCCCCUGUGUAAAAAUACCGUGACAAGAUGAAGGUAAAGAAUUCAUACUGAGCUGCAUAAAUAAACACUAACUUACAUAA